AUGGCCACUGACGAUACCUCGUCGCAUGCGAAACCCUCGACCCGCAACGUCCAGCACGUCGUCCUCGGAAACCUGCGUUUCCAGACCUGGUACCAAUCAAUCUACCCCGAAGACCUCGUGAGCAAGGAAACAGACACUCUGUACGUCUGCCGCUGGUGUUUCCGCUACGCAUGUGACGUAAACACCCAUGCAACACACACAAAACUCUGCCCGCACCGGACGACGCCGCCAGGGACAAAGGUCUACGACAACGGAGGCUAUUCCGUCUGGGAGGUUGACGGCGCAGACCACAAACUUUUUGGGCAGAACCUGUCGCUUUUCGCGAAACUGUUCGUCGACCAUAAAUCCGUCUUCUUCGAUGUCGUCUCCUUCCUCUACUAUAUCCUCGUCUUCACGGACCCCAAUGACCCGGACAAGAGUUAUCACAUCCUGGGCUUCUUCUCCAAGGAGAAGCUCUCGUGGGACGCGAAUAACCUAGCAUGCAUUCUCGUCUUCCCUCCAUAUCAGCGCAAACAGUUGGGCAAGCUGCUAAUGGGGGUGAGCUACAAACUCAGCGGCUGGGAGCAGGAUAGCAGCCGAAUCGGCGGUCCGGAACGGCCCCUCAGCGAGAUGGGUCGCAAGAGCUACGGUCGCUUCUGGGAGGAGCGUAUAGCACGAUAUCUUGUUCUGCUAUCCUCCAACACCACCACCGCAGGCGAAUCGGAAGACACAAAGACGCAAAAGUCCUCAUCAGCCAAGGGCUCCCGCAAGAAAAUUACGCAUGAACUCAUGACAGUCCAGGAGAUCGGUCUGGCCACCGGCAUGCUAACAGAGGACAUAAUCACGACCCUUCGGAGUCUGGGAGUUGUCGAGCCUGCAUCACCGUCAAAGACACGCGAGGGAGCGUCUGCGGAGAGCGAGGCAGUCCCGCUCGUCGUGAGGAGAUCCAAGGUUCUCGACUGGGCCAAGUCGAGUAAUGUCAACUUGCGAGACCCAGUAAGGGACGAAGGCUUCCUCCUCAACCACUUGUCCGCCGGUGUGGUCCGCGAGACAGCUUCUCUAGGCAGUGAUGAUGACGAGUAA
Messenger RNA from Aspergillus calidoustus, 1062 nucleotides. The record is from the annotation of a GenBank genome assembly. NCBI's taxonomy places the organism in Eukaryota, Fungi, Ascomycota, Eurotiomycetes, Eurotiales, Aspergillaceae.